AUGGAUGUCGUGACUGUCCUACGUGGUUUCAAAGUCCCGUUCCCGGUACUCGACGCCUUUCUACUCGCCAAUAAUAUCAACGAGUCCGAGCUCCUCUGUUCGGGCAUUCCGCCCUUCUACGAUGAGGAUAAUGACCAGGUUACUACCCUGCUGCGCAACAAGGUCGGCAGCGGAGACACAAAGACACGUAUUUUCGUCGCGGCACGAAUGGGCUACAGAAAUGCGGUCAGCUGCUACAUUGCAUAUGACUGGAAAACUGUCUUUGCACAGCGCAGAUUCGAUGAUGUGGAUCUUGCACGGCACCCUCCGGUGGGCUUCGAGGAGCUUAGGAAGGAAGUGCUGUCGUAUGUCACCGCCGGCGAUGGGGUUUAA
This is a messenger RNA of Diaporthe batatas, 372 nucleotides long. RefSeq lists its product as uncharacterized. The transcript is spliced from 2 exons. Bases 1 to 372 code for a protein of 123 amino acids. NCBI's taxonomy places the organism in Eukaryota, Fungi, Ascomycota, Sordariomycetes, Diaporthales, Diaporthaceae. The record is from RefSeq and is a predicted model, not a curated record.